This is a messenger RNA of Panthera uncia (snow leopard), 1884 nucleotides long. It is a transcript of the gene GRIN2D, whose product is annotated as glutamate ionotropic receptor NMDA type subunit 2D. Gene Ontology annotation, cellular component: postsynaptic membrane; plasma membrane; NMDA selective glutamate receptor complex. Gene Ontology annotation, biological process: excitatory postsynaptic potential; synaptic transmission, glutamatergic; long-term synaptic potentiation. Lineage: Eukaryota; Metazoa; Chordata; Mammalia; Carnivora; Felidae. The coding region runs from base 1 to 1884 and encodes 627 amino acids. The transcript has 11 exons. Gene Ontology annotation, molecular function: NMDA glutamate receptor activity; transmitter-gated monoatomic ion channel activity involved in regulation of postsynaptic membrane potential. The record is from RefSeq and is a predicted model, not a curated record.
AUGUCCCCUCCCUUCCUCCUGGGCAGGUACUUCAUGAAUAUUACCUGGGACAACCGGGAUUACUCCUUCAAUGAGGAUGGCUUCUUGGUGAACCCCUCUCUGGUUGUCAUCUCCCUCACCAGAGAUAGGACUUGGGAGGUGGUGGGCAGCUGGGAGCAGCAGACUCUCCGCCUCAAGUACCCGCUAUGGUCCCGCUACGGCCGCUUCCUGCAGCCUGUGGAUGACACACAGCACCUCACCGUGGCCACGCUGGAGGAGAGGCCCUUUGUCAUUGUGGAGCCCGCCGACCCCAUUAGUGGCACCUGCAUCCGAGACUCCGUGCCCUGCCGGAGCCAGCUCAACCGCACCCACAGCCCUCCCCCGGACGCCCCCCGCCCGGAAAAGCGGUGCUGCAAGGGCUUCUGCAUCGACAUCCUGAAGCGGCUGGCGCAGACCAUCGGCUUCAGCUACGACCUCUACCUGGUCACCAACGGCAAGCACGGAAAGAAGAUCGACGGCGUCUGGAACGGCAUGAUCGGCGAGGUGUUCUACCAGCGCGCCGACAUGGCCAUCGGCUCCCUCACCAUCAACGAGGAGCGCUCCGAGAUCGUGGACUUCUCUGUCCCCUUCGUGGAGACGGGCAUCAGUGUGAUGGUGGCCCGCAGCAAUGGCACCGUGUCCCCCUCGGCCUUCCUCGAGCCCUACAGCCCUGCCGUGUGGGUGAUGAUGUUCGUCAUGUGCCUCACUGUGGUCGCCGUCACCGUUUUCAUCUUCGAGUACCUCAGUCCCGUCGGCUACAACCGCAGCCUGGCCACGGGCAAGCGCCCUGGAGGCUCAACCUUCACCAUUGGGAAAUCCAUCUGGCUGCUCUGGGCCCUGGUGUUCAAUAACUCGGUGCCUGUGGAGAACCCCCGGGGGACCACCAGCAAAAUCAUGGUGCUGGUGUGGGCCUUCUUCGCCGUCAUCUUCCUCGCCAGCUACACAGCCAACCUGGCCGCCUUCAUGAUCCAGGAGGAGUAUGUGGACACCGUGUCUGGGCUCAGUGACCGAAAGUUCCAGCGGCCCCAGGAGCAGUACCCGCCCCUGAAGUUUGGGACGGUGCCCAACGGGUCCACGGAGAAGAACAUUCGCAGCAACUACCCGGACAUGCAUAGCUACAUGGUGCGCCACAACCAGCCCCGCGUAGAGGAAGCGCUCACUCAGCUCAAGGCAGGGAAGCUGGACGCCUUCAUCUAUGAUGCGGCUGUGCUCAACUACAUGGCCCGCAAGGAUGAAGGCUGCAAGCUGGUCACCAUCGGCUCGGGCAAGGUCUUUGCCACGACGGGCUACGGCAUCGCCCUGCACAAGGGCUCCCGCUGGAAGCGCCCGAUCGACCUGGCUCUGUUGCAGUUCCUGGGGGACGACGAGAUCGAGAUGCUGGAGCGGCUGUGGCUCUCCGGGAUCUGCCACAACGACAAAAUCGAGGUGAUGAGCAGUAAGCUGGACAUCGACAACAUGGCGGGCGUCUUCUACAUGCUGCUGGUGGCCAUGGGCCUGUCCCUGCUGGUCUUCGCCUGGGAGCACCUGGUGUACUGGCGCCUGCGGCAUUGCCUGGGGCCCACCCACCGCAUGGACUUCCUGCUGGCCUUCUCCAGGGACCUCAGCUCGUGUCCCCGCGCCGCCCCCGCGCGCAGGCUCACCGGGCCCUCCCGCCACGCGCGCCGCUGCCCGCACGCCGCGCACUGGGGGCCGCCGCUGCCCGCCGCGCCCCACCGGAGACACCGGGGCGGGGACCUGGGUACCCGCAGGGGCUCGGCGCACUUCUCCAGCCUCGAGUCCGAGAAAUCCCUGACCCCAGACUGUGACUUCCGACCCCUAAAAAUGGUCAUCCGACCCCAGACUGUGACCCCUGACCCCAAACUGUGA